CAACGCCACCGUGCCUGUGUGACGUGUAACGACUGCAUUCGGACACAUGAAAGCACGCCCGUUGCCGUCAUUGAAAAUUAACCACAUCGACGCGGAUCGGUCCUGUGCUGACAGUUGCCAGUUGCCAGUUGCCAGUUGCCAGUUGCGUGACCAAGAGCCGUCAGUGAUGAGUGUUCAGUGGUUCGCUGUCGCUACUCUCCUCUAUGUGGAGUUGGCUAUCACUUUAUUGCUUCUGAUCCCUUUCCUGAAGCCAGCGACGUGGAAGAAAAUUCUGAAUUUGCCAUUCUUUGGAGCAAUCAAGCCAGCAUGGACGACCAUCUUCUAUGCCACACUUCUCAUCCUUAUCGUACUUUUUGCUGAUUCAAUACGUACAAUGAGGAAGUAUGGAGACGUGCCAGAAACCAAAACCAUGACUCUAGAUGCUAAGCUAGACUACCGACUGAAGGAGUGCCGGGGACAGAGAAACUUCUACAUCUCUGGUUUCACCCUCUUCCUCAUCCUGGUGAUACGUCGACUGGUGAUGCUGAUCUACCAGAGAGCCCACCUAGAGGCAGAGGUGACAGCUCUCAAGAGUCAGGCAGCACAGGCUAGUAGAGAGCUCCAGAGACGCCUCCAACAAGACACAGACACAAAGGGUGAAAAGAAGGAGAAGCCAGAGAUCAAGAAAGCAGGGGAGGAGGAGGAGGAGACUGUGGAGACUGUGGGACCUAGCCAAGAGGGGUUUGACAGACUCCAGGAAGAGCUACGUGUGGCUCGAACUGACCUGGAGGCUAUGAAGAAACAGGCAGAGUCCACUAAUGCUGAGUAUGAUCGGCUGGCAGAGGAGCACCAGCAACUACAGGCAACUCAGCAAGGCAAUUCUGAAGAUAAGAAAGACCAGUGAACCAUCAUUGACCUCCUUUAAACAUUGAAUUUUCCUGCAUAUAAGUGUAUAAUGCAGAUUGUCCAUAAUUAUUAUUAAUACGCAUGCGCGAACCGCACGCAGCGAGAAUUAACCGCACCCGGCCCCACCCCCCCAGCUGGCCCUUCUCAUUCUGAUGGCUGCAGUGAAAUCCCCCGAGCUAGCUCCCAGGGACAAGGAAGAACUUCUAUUGAACAGCGUGUGGAAUGGGUACGCACUACGCUGUUACAGCUGGUAUCCGAGCUCCAAUCCCGCGCGGGCAAUGGUGUACAUAGCACAUGGUGUGACAGAACACAUGGGUCGUUACGAUGAGUUUGCGAUACUGCUGGCAGAUAGUGGCCUGUGUGUGUUUGGACAUGACCAUGUUGGCCACGGUCAUAGUGACGGAGAGAGAGUACAUGUGGAGAACAUCGAUACUUAUGUACAAGAUGUCAUCAAUCAUGUGGAGCUGAUGAAGUCUAAGUACCCUCAUCUUCCAUAUAUUCUGAUGGGACACUCUAUGGGAGGUCUUAUUGUUGCCCAUGCCACCAUCCUGAGAGGGGACAUGUUUGCUGGACUAGUACUCAGUGCGGCAGCUGUCAGACCAGUGGUCGUGAGUCCUGUGACUGCUGCUAUAGUGAAUUUUGGGGCUAAGAGUUUGGCGUUUGUGAUGCCGAGAGUUCCUCUCUUCCCCUGGAAGACUAGCAACAUCACCAGCCUACCUGAGGAGGUCAAAUGCUAUGAGGAAGACAGUUUGACCCAUUGUGGUAUGAUGAAACCAGCCUGGACUGCCUCCAUGAUGGACUCCAUGUCACUACUCUCCCAGUCUCUGCACAAGAUCACACUCCCAGUCCUGCUCAUCCAUGGUGCCAGGGACCCUGUCGUUAGCUACUCAUCAUCAGAGUUUGUCUACAAGAACCUGUCCAGUAAAGACAAGACAUUUCUUAGGUUUGAUGGUUUCCAUGAUGUCCUGCAUGACGUUGAGCAGGAGAAGGCAAAACUGGCCAUACGAGACUGGAUCAGAAAACAUUUAGCAUUAGCAGAUGCAAUAGAUCAUUCUUGCUGAUUUUUUCAACUCAAUUAUAUUUUUAUUUUUAUACCACCCUGUUUAGUGUCUGGCCACCUAUACUGUUGUUGAGUAGCAUUUUGUGUCAUCCUUGAAUGGAGCUAUGGGGUAUAUAGUGGUACCAAGUUUAGUGGAAGGUUUCAAGUUGGGAUCUGGGUAUAUUGCAACUUAUUUCCAAACCUUUUUACAGCCUUAGCUUUGCUUUGAGCCGAUUGUAUAUUA
This is a messenger RNA of Geodia barretti, 2168 nucleotides long. The record is from the annotation of a GenBank genome assembly. NCBI's taxonomy places the organism in Eukaryota, Metazoa, Porifera, Demospongiae, Tetractinellida, Geodiidae.